GCAGCCGCGAGAGCGCCGCGGCGCGCCGGGCAAGCCUUUAGCGCCCGGGUGGCCGCCUCGCCGCGCGCUGGGGCUGCGCAGCCGCCGCCCGCGGCGGACAACGGAGAGGCUGCGCUCCCGCGCGUUUGCCCGCGGCCCCGGGGCCCAGGAGCCCUGACGGCUGCACGCGCGGCCGGGCGCGCUGGGGGCCUUCAUUAGCCCGCUCCGCGUGCCAAGAAGCCGAGGCUCUGGGCUGCGCUUGCCGGCUCUGAAGUUUUCCUCCCCGUUUCUCCCCACUUUCCCCUUCCGCUCACCCCGCAGUGCCCGGGGCUCAUGUCGGAGGAGUGCGGGCGGAUUGCAGCCCUGGCGGCCGGGAGGACUCGGAAAGGCGCCGGGGAAGAGGGACUGGUGAGCCCCCAGGGAGCGGGGGACGAGGACUCGUGCUCCUCCUCGGCCCCGCUGUCCCCGUCGUCCUCGCCCCGGUCCAUGGCCUCGGGCUCCGUCUGCCCCCCUGGCAAGUGUGUGUGCAACAGCUGCGGCCUGGAGAUCGUGGACAAGUACCUUCUCAAGGUGAAUGACCUGUGCUGGCAUGUUCGGUGUCUCUCCUGCAGUGUCUGCAGGACCUCCUUAGGAAGGCAUACCAGCUGUUAUAUUAAAGACAAAGACAUUUUCUGCAAACUUGAUUAUUUCAGAAGGUAUGGAACUCGCUGCUCUCGUUGUGGGAGGCACAUCCAUUCUACUGACUGGGUCCGGAGGGCCAAGGGGAAUGUCUAUCACUUGGCAUGCUUUGCCUGCUUUUCUUGCAAAAGGCAGCUUUCCACGGGAGAGGAGUUUGCUUUGGUGGAAGAGAAAGUCCUCUGCAGAGUGCAUUAUGACUGUAUGCUGGAUAAUUUGAAAAGAGAAGUGGAAAAUGGUAAUGGGAUUAGUGUUGAAGGUGCCCUCCUCACAGAGCAAGAUGUUAAUCAUCCAAAACCAGCAAAAAGAGCUCGGACCAGCUUUACAGCAGAUCAGCUCCAGGUAAUGCAAGCACAAUUUGCUCAGGACAACAACCCAGAUGCACAGACUCUCCAGAAACUGGCAGAAAGGACAGGCUUGAGCAGACGUGUGAUACAGGUGUGGUUUCAGAAUUGUAGAGCACGCCACAAGAAACACGUCAGUCCUAAUCACUCCUCCUCGGCCCCAGUCACAGCAGUCCCACCCUCCCGGCUGUCUCCACCCAUGUUAGAAGAAAUGGCUUAUUCUGCCUAUGUGCCCCAAGAUGGGACGAUGCUAACUGCGCUGCAUAGUUACAUGGAUGCUCAUUCACCAACAACUCUUGGACUCCAGCCCUUGUUACCCCAUUCAAUGACACAACUGCCAAUAAGUCAUACCUAAUUCCUUUUUUCAGGGAUAGAAAUGAUUAAGGAUAUAAUCUUGUCAUUUAUUAUGUAUAAAAUACCAUUGAAAAGAUAUUAAUGUUAAUUUUUUAUUUAACACUCAAAGCAUUUUCGACAUCACUUUGCUGCCCAGGUAUGUAUCUAUUGUUGGCCUGCAAGACACUUUUAUUGAUUCUUCAUUUUUUUGUAAAAUUUAUGUUUACAAGAAGAAAACAAAUCAACUUUUUUUUUUGUAUUGUCUGGAAAUAGUUCACUCUAGUGUGUAUCUGUUAAUUUAUUUGUCAUCAAAAGAGCACUUUGCCUAAAAAACAAAAGGACUGACAAGUGUGCAACAUGUUUACAAUCCUUUGUGAAAUCGUAGUUUACCAUUAGUUUGUAUCUGUAAGUUAUUGUUAUAAAUAUUACCUGUAUUUUUUGUUAUAUACAACUUUAUACUUUGAAGCUUGUAUCUGUGAAUUUUGCAACUGCAAUUUAUUUUGCCAAUGUUUUCUGAAUGAAUUGAAUAAAGCUUCUGUUGUAGCAUGCCAUGCAAACACAUUAUUGUGUUUGUGGUUGAUGAAUUAUGGCUGUAAAUAACACUAUAGUUUAAUAAGCCCACCCCUCCAAGUUUAUUAAACAUUUUCCAUUCUUGU
Molecule: messenger RNA, 1987 nt
Organism: Acinonyx jubatus (cheetah)
Lineage: Eukaryota; Metazoa; Chordata; Mammalia; Carnivora; Felidae
Gene: LHX8
Product: LIM homeobox 8
Exons: 8
Coding region: 313-1353 (346 amino acids)
Biological process (GO): neuron differentiation; regulation of transcription by RNA polymerase II; forebrain neuron development
Cellular component (GO): nucleus
Molecular function (GO): DNA-binding transcription factor activity, RNA polymerase II-specific; RNA polymerase II transcription regulatory region sequence-specific DNA binding
Source: RefSeq, a predicted model, not a curated record